Verticillium alfalfae VaMs.102 is the source of this 273-nucleotide messenger RNA. RefSeq lists its product as hypothetical. The coding region runs from base 1 to 273 and encodes 90 amino acids. The record is from RefSeq and is a predicted model, not a curated record. The transcript has a single exon. NCBI's taxonomy places the organism in Eukaryota, Fungi, Ascomycota, Sordariomycetes, Glomerellales, Plectosphaerellaceae.
AUGACUCUGGACGGCGCGCGUCGACUCUCCCAGUCCCUGCUCUUACCAAAGUUCCUUGGCGGCGGCAAGCGCAAGUUCCAAACUUUCCUCGUCAAGAAUGACCACGACGACCUUCAGCAGAUCUCCGACUGGAUAGCUCAAGGCAAGCUGAAGACCAUCAUUGACUCUACUUUUGAGUUUGAUGAAGUCCCCAAAGCCUACCUCAAGCUUAAGGGCGAGCACGGUCAGACGCCAUUUGGCAAGAUUGUCGUUCACGUUGUGCCCAAACCUUGA